Messenger RNA from Paramecium sonneborni, 2618 nucleotides. NCBI's taxonomy places the organism in Eukaryota, Ciliophora, Oligohymenophorea, Peniculida, Parameciidae. The record is from the annotation of a GenBank genome assembly.
AUGAGCUUUGAUUAAAUUUCCAAAAUAUAACAAUUAAGAAAAAAAUUAAAAGAGAAAAUAAAGGGAAAAGAAGAAGAAAAUAAAAUUCAAGGAAAAGAAUCUGAAAUACAAUAAACAUUAAAUGAUAAUGUAAUUUAAUUGUUAAAUAUUUAUAGGAAUAAUAAAAAGAACGAGAUCGUUAAAAAUAGUAAAAUCCUGAUUAAUAAAAUAAAUUAGAAUUGCAUUAAAAAUAAGAAAUAUAAAAAGUAGUUGAAUAGCCUACAUAAACUUUUACAAUUAUUUAAAAAGACACAUCAAUUUAAUAAUAAAAUAUUUAGAAGUCUCUAAAAUAAGAAAAUAAAACUAUUUAAAUUAUUAAUAAGUAAAUUAAUAAUCAAUAGAAAAUAACCACUUCUGAUUCAAAAGGAAAAAAUAAAUUAUUUGAAGAAAACAAUAGAAAUUAAAUUGACUAAAAGAAAAAAAAUAAUUAAUUAGAAUAAAAAUAAAAAGACUAAUAUAUAUUAGAAGAUAAAAAGACACCAUUAUUGCUUAUUAAGGAAAAAUAAGACAAAUAAGAAAACAAGGAAUAAGAAGAUAAAGAAAAAUUAAAAUAAAGAUAAGAAAUUGAAAAGUUUGAUAGAGAAAAAUUAGAAAAAGACAGAUUAGAAGGAGAAAAAUUAGAAAAAGAAAGAUUAGAAAAAGAAAAAUAAAGCUAAGAUAAAGAAAGAUAAGAUAGAUUAGAUAAAGAAAAAUAAGAAAGAUUAGAUAAAGAGAAAUAAAUUAGAUUAGAUAAAGAAAAAUAAGAAAGAUUAGAUAAAGAAAGAUAAGAAAGAUUAGAUAAAGAAAAAUAAGAAAGAUUAGAUAAAGAAAAAUAAGAAAGAUUAGAUAAAGAAAAAUAAGAAAGAUUAGAUAAAGAAAAAUAAGAAAGAUUAGAUAAAGAAAAAUAAGAAAGAUUAGAUAAAGAAAAAUAAGAAAGAUUAGAUAAAGAAAAAUAAGAAAGAUUAGAUAAAGAAAAAUAAGAAAGAUUAGAUAAAGAAAAAUAAGAAAGAUUAGAUAAAGAAAAAUAAGAAAGAUUAGAUAAAGAAAAAUAAGAAAGAUUAGAUAAAGAAAAAUAAGAAAGAUUAGAUAAAGAAAAAUAAGAAAGAUUAGAUAAAGAAAAAUAAGAAAGAUUAGAUAAAGAAAAAUAAGAAAGAUUAGAUAAAGAAAAAUAAGAAAGAUUAGAUAAAGAAAAAUAAGAAAGAUUAGAUAAAGAAAAAUAAGAAAGAUUAGAUAAAGAAAAAUAAGAAAGAUUAGAUAAAGAAAAAUAAGAAAGAUUAGAUAAAGAAAAAUAAGAAAGAUUAGAUAAAGAAAAAUAAGAAAGAUUAGAUAAAGAAAAAUAAGAAAGAUUAGAUAAAGAAAAAUAAGAAAGAUUAGAUAAAGAAAAAUAAGAAAGAUUAGAUAAAGAAAAAUAAGAAAGAUUAGAUAAAGAAAAAUAAGAAAGAUUAGAUAAAGAAAAAUAAGAAAGAUUAGAUAAAGAAAAAUAAGAAAGAUUAGAUAAAGAAAAAUAAGAAAGAUUAGAUAAAGAAAAAUAAGAAAGAUUAGAUAAAGAAAAAUAAGAAAGAUUAGAUAAAGAAAAAUAAGAAAGAUUAGAUAAAGAAAAAUAAGAAAGAUUAGAUAAAGAAAAAUAAGAAAGAUUAGAUAAAGAAAAAUAAGAAAGAUUAGAGAAAGAAAGACUAGAAAGAUUAGAGAAAGAAAGACUAGAAAGAUUAGAUAAAGAAAAAUAAGAAAGAUUAGAUAAAGAAAAAUAAGAAAGAUUAGAAAAAGAAAGAUAAGAAAGAUUAGAUAAAGAAAAAUAAGAAAAAUUAGAUAAAGAAAAAUAAGAAAGGAUAGAUAAAGAAAAAUAAGAAAAAUUAGAUAAAGAAAAAUAAAUUAGAUUAGAAAAAGAAAGAUAAGAAAGAUUAGAUAAAGAAAAAUAAAUUAGAUUAGAUAAAGAAAGAUAAGAAAGAUUAGAUAAAGAAAAAUAAGAAAGGAUAGAUAAAGAAAAAUAAGAUAGAUUAGAUAAAGAAAGAUAAUAAUUACUUGAAAAAGAAAAAUUAGAAAGACAAAUAUAAGAGAAAGAAAGAUAAGAAUAAACAGAAUAAAAAAUUAUUUAGUAAAAUUAAAAAACUAAUGAUAACUUAAUUUCAAAUAUGCAUACUUUGAAUAAAGAUUAAUAAUAAUAAAAUAAUUUUUAAUUUGUAAAUUAAAAUGAACGACAAGAAUAAAAUUAAUAAAAUAUAGAAAUAGAAUAAUAAUUAAAUUAAUAGCAAAAUAAUAGUAGCUAUGAAGAAGGUGAGAUUAUAUAGUAAUAAAAAUAAACUAUCUAAAAUGUUGUUAGCAAUUAAAAUCAAACAUAAGUAUUUUAAAAAAAUGAGGAAUAGAAUUAGCUAAUUCCUGAUAAUGGGAUAAAGAAAAUAAGAUAAAGACACUGUAAAUUAAUGAAACAAGAUUCAAGAGAUAAAAUCUUUAGAGAUAGCUAAAAAAAUCAAAAAAAAAAAUUUUAAAUAUAAAAAAAAAUAAUCUUUAAAUUUAUUUAAAAUUUACCAGAGAUAUAAGAAGCAUAAGAAAACAAAAUAUAAAGAUUUCUAUCAGUUUGUAAUUAUUUUGAUACGAUUAUUUGA